CCCUUGGGUUGUUUUUUCCUUCCCCCUCCUUUUUUUUUUUUACAACCUUUUCUUCAUUCACUUUCGGAUAAAGCUGGACCACAUAUAUGGUAAAUGAAAGCAAAAACAUGUACAUACCGGAGGACACCCUUGAAAACCAUCAAGGCUCCAACUAUUCAAGUCCGUCGUUGGCUCCAGUCCCCAGUCUGAAUGAGGACGAGCGUGUGGGGGGCGGGGGUGGGGUGCUGGGUCUUGCACCUGAACACAUUCCCACCCCUGGCGCUCCCAUCAGCUGGCAGGCAGCCAUCGACGCGGCACGGCAGGCCAAGCUGAUGGGCACCACCGGAGCCCCGAUCUCCACUGCGAGCUCCACGCAGCGCAAACGCCAGCACUACACCAAACCCAAGAAACAGGCCAGCACUGCCUCCACGCGCCCACCCCGAGCCCUUCUCUGCCUAACUCUUAAAAACCCCAUCCGCAGGGCGUGCAUCAGUAUCGUGGAAUGGAAACCGUUUGAAAUCAUAAUUUUGAUGACUAUUUUUGCAAACUGUGUGGCCUUAGCUGUCUACAUCCCUUUCCCCGAGGACGAUUCCAACGCAACCAACUCAAACCUGGAACGGGUGGAGUAUCUCUUUCUGAUCAUUUUUACAGUGGAAGCAUUUCUGAAAGUUAUUGCAUACGGGCUGCUGUGUCACCCUAAUGCGUACCUGCGGAACGGCUGGAACUUGUUGGAUUUCAUCAUUGUGGUGGUUGGGCUCUUCAGUGCAAUAUUAGAGCAGGCCACUAAAGGGGAUGGUGGGACUUCAAUGGGAGGCAAGGCUGCAGGGUUUGAUGUAAAAGCCCUGCGAGCCUUUAGAGUGUUAAGACCUCUGAGACUCGUAUCUGGAGUACCUAGUUUACAGGUGGUGCUGAACUCCAUCAUUAAAGCCAUGGUUCCCCUCCUGCACAUCGCUCUGCUCGUUCUGUUCGUCAUCAUCAUUUAUGCCAUCAUUGGCCUCGAGCUCUUCAUGGGCAAGAUGCACAGAACCUGUUUUUUCUUCAAAGAUGGACACAAAGGUCCUAUAUCUGAAGAGAAGCCAGCCCCCUGUGCCCCAAACUCGGCCCAUGGACGACAUUGCACCCCGGCCAACGUAACGCAGUGCAUGAUGGGAUGGGAGGGCCCAAAUGAUGGAAUCACGAACUUUGAUAACUUUGCAUUUGCCAUGCUGACUGUGUUUCAGUGCAUCACGAUGGAGGGCUGGACUGACGUCCUGUACUGGAUGCAGGAUGCCAUGGGUUAUGAGCUUCCGUGGGUCUAUUUUGUCAGUCUGGUCAUCUUUGGAUCCUUUUUCGUUCUAAAUCUGGUUCUGGGUGUGUUGAGCGGAGAGUUCUCUAAAGAGCGAGAAAAGGCCAAAGCUCGCGGCGAUUUCCAGAAGCUCCGUGAGAAGCAGCAGCUGGAGGAAGAUCUGAAGGGCUACCUGGACUGGAUCACGCAGGCGGAGGAUAUCGACCCUGAGAACGAUGACGAGGGACUGGACGACGACAAGCCUAGAAAUCUGAGUAUGCCGGCCAGUGAAAAUGAGUCAGUGAACACUGAUAAUGCUCCAGCUGGAGACAUGGAGGGAGAGACCUGCUGUACUCGCAUGGCAAAUAGGAUCUCCAAAUCCAAAUUCAGUCGAUAUUCACGCCGAUGGAAUCGGUUAUGUCGGCGCACGUGCCGUGCAGCAGUGAAGUCAAAUGUGUUCUACUGGCUGGUGAUUUUCCUGGUAUUUUUGAACACACUUACCAUUGCCUCUGAGCACCACCAGCAGCCAGAAUGGCUCACCAAUGUGCAAGAAAUCGCCAAUAAGGUGUUGCUGGCUCUUUUUACUGGUGAGAUGCUGCUGAAGAUGUACAGCCUGGGCCUACAGGCCUAUUUCGUCUCCCUUUUUAACCGCUUUGACAGUUUUGUGGUGUGCGGUGGAAUUCUGGAGACUAUCCUGGUGGAAAUCAAGAUCAUGUCACCCCUCGGCAUCUCUGUGCUGCGCUGUGUGCGUCUGCUCCGCAUCUUCAAGAUCACCAGGUACUGGAACUCUCUCAGUAAUCUGGUGGCAUCUCUGCUGAACUCGGUGCGUUCUAUCGCAUCCCUGCUUCUGCUGCUCUUCCUGUUCAUCAUCAUCUUCAGUCUGCUCGGAAUGCAGCUCUUUGGUGGCAAGUUCAACUUUGAUGAGACGCGCCGCAGCACCUUCGAUAACUUCCCCCAGUCUCUCCUCACCGUCUUUCAGAUUUUGACCGGAGAGGACUGGAACUCUGUGAUGUAUGAUGGGAUCAUGGCGUACGGUGGACCCUCCUUUCCUGGCAUGCUUGUCUGCAUUUAUUUCAUCAUCCUCUUCAUCUGCGGAAACUACAUCCUCCUGAAUGUCUUCUUGGCCAUUGCCGUGGACAACCUGGCAGACGCCGAGAGUCUGACAUCAGCGCAGAAAGAGGAAGAGGAGGAGAAAGAGAGGAAGAAGCUAGCCAGAAUGGCCAGUCCAGAGAAGCGUCAGGACUCUGAGAAACCACCUCUGGAGGAUGAAAAGAAAGAGGAAAAGAUUGAACUAAAAUCCAUCACUUCUGAUGGAGAUGCGCCAACUGCCACUAAGAUCAACAUAGAUGAGUACACGGGGGAGGAGAAUGAGGAGAAGAAUCCAUAUCCUGUGAACGAUUUCCCAGCAGGAGAGGAGGAUGAUGAGGAGCCAGAGAUGCCAGUAGGUCCUCGUCCACGUCCACUCUCCGACAUUCAGCUGAAGGAGAAAGCUGUCCCCAUGCCAGAAGCCAAAGCUUUCUUUAUUUUCAGCGCCACUAACAAGUUCAGGGUUUUGUGUCAUAAGAUUGUAAACCACAACAUCUUCACCAAUUUAAUCCUGUUCUUUAUACUGCUGAGCAGUAUUUCACUGGCAGCGGAGGACCCAGUGAAUAAUGACUCAUUCAGGAAUCAGAUUCUAGGCUAUGCAGAUUAUGUGUUUACAGGAAUCUUCACCAUAGAGAUCAUAUUAAAGAUGACAGCGUAUGGAGCAUUCCUACAUAAGGGUUCAUUUUGUCGGAAUUAUUUUAAUAUUUUGGAUCUGGUGGUGGUCAGUGUGUCUCUGAUCUCCUCUGGAAUUCAGUCAAGUGCCAUUAAUGUAGUGAAGAUUCUCAGAGUGCUGAGGGUGUUGAGGCCCCUGAGAGCAAUCAACAGAGCCAAGGGCCUCAAACAUGUGGUCCAGUGUGUGUUUGUAGCCAUCCGUACCAUCGGGAACAUCGUUAUCGUCACCACUUUGCUGCAGUUCAUGUUUGCCUGUAUUGGCGUUCAACUUUUCAAGGGCAAAUUCUCCUACUGCACAGACACCUCUAAACAGACACAGACCGAAUGCCGGGGGUUCUAUAUAUUAUACAAACACGGGAAUGUUGGGAAGCCAGAGAAAGCACAGCGUUCAUGGGAGAACAGUGACUUCAACUUUGAUGAUGUCCUGCAGGGCAUGAUGGCUCUGUUUGCCGUGUCCACUUUUGAGGGUUGGCCAGGGCUCCUCUACAGAGCCAUCGACUCCCAUGCAGAAGAUGUUGGCCCAAUCUACAACUACCGUGUGAUCAUCUCUAUAUUCUUCAUCAUCUACAUCAUCAUCAUCGCCUUCUUCAUGAUGAACAUAUUCGUAGGUUUCGUCAUUGUGACAUUUCAGGAGCAGGGAGAGCAAGAGUACAAAAACUGUGAGCUGGACAAGAACCAGCGCCAGUGUGUGGAAUAUGCCCUGAAGGCUCGUCCCCUGCGCAGGUACAUCCCCAAGAACCCGUAUCAGUACAAGGUGUGGUAUGUGGUGAACUCCACCUACUUUGAGUACCUGAUGUUCACCCUCAUCCUUCUCAACACCAUCUGCCUGGCCAUGCAGCAUCAUGGCCAAUCUCAGUCCUUCAGCAAAGCCAUGAAUAUCCUCAAUAUGUUGUUCACCGGCCUCUUCACUGUGGAAAUGAUCCUCAAACUCAUCGCCUUCAAACCCAGGGGUUACUUUAGUGACCCCUGGAAUGUUUUUGACUUCCUCAUCGUAAUUGGCAGCAUUAUAGACGUCAUUCUGAGUGAGAUCAACCCAGCUGACCCCUCCUCCUCUCCCCCCUCCUCUGUGGUAAGACCAAUGGGCCUCCAAAACACUGAAGAUAACGCCAGGAUUUCGAUCACGUUCUUUCGGCUGUUUCGCGUGAUGAGGCUGGUGAAGCUUCUGUCUCGGGGAGAGGGCAUUCGGACGCUGCUCUGGACCUUCAUUAAAUCCUUUCAGGCUCUUCCCUAUGUUGCUUUGCUGAUCGUAAUGCUGUUCUUCAUCUACGCCGUCAUUGGAAUGCAGAUGUUUGGUAAGAUUGCCCUGAGGGACCACAGCCAGAUCAACCGAAACAACAACUUUCAGACAUUUCCUCAGGCUGUUCUGCUGCUCUUCAGGUGUGCAACAGGGGAGGCAUGGCAGGAAAUCAUGCUGGCCUGUUCCCCGAACCGCCCAUGUGAGAAGGGGUCAGAGGUCGGCCAUUCCAGUGAAGACUGUGGCAGCCACUUUGCCAUCUUCUACUUUGUUAGCUUUUAUAUGCUUUGCGCCUUCCUGAUCAUUAACCUCUUUGUGGCCGUCAUCAUGGACAACUUUGACUAUUUAACACGUGAUUGGUCGAUAUUGGGACCGCAUCACCUAGAUGAGUUUAAGAGGAUAUGGGCAGAAUACGAUCCUGAGGCCAAGGGUCGGAUAAAGCACCUGGAUGUGGUGACGUUACUGCGCAGGAUUCAGCCUCCCCUUGGAUUUGGAAAGCUUUGUCCACAUAGAGUGGCAUGCAAGCGGCUUGUGUCCAUGAACAUGCCUCUCAAUAGUGACGGGACGGUGAUGUUCAACGCAACUCUCUUUGCUCUAGUACGAACGGCUCUACGCAUCAAAACUGAAGGUAACUUGGAGCAAGCAAAUGAGGAACUCAGAGCCAUCGUGAAGAAGAUCUGGAAGAGGACGAGCAUGAAGCUGCUCGAUCAAGUUGUUCCCCCAGCUGGAGAUGAUGAAGUAACCGUUGGGAAGUUCUAUGCCACAUUCCUGAUUCAGGAAUACUUCAGGAAAUUUAAGAAGCGCAAGGAACAGGGCCUGGUGGCCAAAAUUCCCCCAAAGACUGCUCUUUCACUGCAGGCUGGCCUGCGCACACUGCAUGAUAUUGGUCCUGAGAUCAGAAGAGCGAUAUCAGGAGACCUGACUGUGGAGGAGGAGCUGGAGAGAGCCAUGAAGGAAACCGUGUGUGCUGCUUCUGAGGAUGAUAUCUUCAGGGUAAAGCGGUCUGGCGGCCUCUUCGGGAACCAUGUCAACUACUACCACCAGAGUGAUGGCCACGCCUCCUUCCCACAGUCCUUCACAACACAGCGGCCAUUGCACAUCAGUAAAUCCGGGAGUCCCGGCGAGGCAGAAUCUCUCUCUCAUCAGAAGCUCGUCGACUCCACCUUCUCUCCGAGCAGUUACUCUUCCUCAGGAUCCAACGCAAACAUCAACAACGCCAACAACACAGCCAUCGGACACCGGUACCCCAAACCUACCGUCAGCACAGUGGACGGGCACACGGGGUCGCCCCUCACCACUGUCCCACUACCACGGCCUACAUGGUGCUUUCCUAACAAGAGGAGCUGUUUCUAUGACACUUUCAUGCGCUCUGAUUCCAGUGACAGUCAUCUCCCUAUAAUACGGCGAGAGGAAGCAUCUACAGAUGAGACGUACGAUGAAACAUUUCUAGAUGAGAGAGAUCAGACCAUGCUCUCAAUGGACAUGCUGGAAUUUCAGGAUGAAGAGAGCAAGCAAUUGGCUCCAAUGGUGGAGGCAGAAGUAGGGGAAGAGAGGAGGCCGUGGCAGUCUCCACGAAGACGGGCAUUUCUCUGCCCCACUGCACUGGGUCGACGGUCUUCCUUUCACUUAGAGUGUUUGAGAAAACAUAACAGACCUGAUGUUUCUCAGAAAACUGCACUACCACUGCACCUAGUGCAUCAUCAGGCUUUGGCUGUGGCAGGUUUGAGUCCCUUGCUGAGACGGAGUCAUUCUCCGACGUUGUUCACGCGUCUGUGCUCCACACCUCCUGCGAGUCCCAGCGGCCGCGGCGGGGGAGGGCCGUGCUACCAGCCCGUUCCGUCUCUGCGGCUGGAGGGCAGCGGAUCUUAUGAGAAACUCAACAGCAGCAUGCCGUCUGUGAACUGCAGCUCGUGGUACAGUGACAGUAACGGCAACCACAGCAGGAGUGUGCAGAGGACGCAGCGACCCGUAUCCCUCACGGUUCCUCCGGUCACACGCAGAGACUCCACAUCCCUGUCACACGGGAGCGCCGGCAGCCUCGUGGAGGCCGUGUUGAUAUCCGAGGGUUUGGGUUGCUAUGCACAGGAUCCUUCCUUCAUCCAGGUAGCGAAGCAGGAACUAGCGGAUGCCUGCGACAUGACCAUGGAGGAGAUGGAGAACGCUGCCGACAACAUUCUCAACGCCAACGCACCGCCCAAUGCCAACGGAAACCUGCUACCCUUCAUGCAGUGCAGAGACACUGGCUCGCAGGAGUCCCGUUGCAGCCACGCGCUGGGCCUCUCGACCACCACGGGCUCCGACGAGCUGCUGGGGGCGGAGCUAGAGUGCUCCGAGGGGGAGGGGCAGCAGAACAGCACUCUGAUGGAGGACGGGGACAUGGAGUGCGUGACCAGUUUGUAGGGGGAACAGCAGCAGCAACGGAGGACUUCCUGUGUCUUAGCCCAGCUCUCUCUGAGGACACUGCUGUCCUGCAGUCUGACCUGUCUGUUGCGUGUACCUACCAUAGGGGUAUAAGGCCAUUCUGCUUAGCUGAGACCAAGUUGGUUUUUAGUUUGUCCGUGUUUGCGAGAGCACGAGCGAGUAGGCGUGUGUACAUGUUUGUGUGUGUUUCUAAAGUGCCUCACAGUUCUCACAACCUUGAUUGCAGUAAGGAAACGAAACCCUGACCGAGCAAGGAAUGAAGGGAAAAGAUGCGCUGUUGUUGCUCAAGCAGUGGGAGUUUGCGCUGACCUGUGUGUGGCGGCAGGACUCGAAAGCCGCAGCAUCGCGCGUGGACGCUCGGUGCCGAGCAGGUGGAUCUUGAGGGCCGUGUUGGGAAUUUGCUGCCCGGGGGCCGUCACGGGUUCGAGAGAUGUUCAGAGGGACACAUUGGAGCGGCUCUCUCUUUCCUUUCCAUCCAUCCAUCCGUUCUUCAGAAGUGUCGUCUGCAAGCGCCCUCACAUCAUACUUCUCCUUUACGGCUUUCUUUUAUGUUCAGUUGAUGAUUUUUGCUGUUUUUUAUUUUAUUUAAUUUCUCUAGUUAAGCCUGCACAUAGCUUUUCCUUUUAUCAGCGGAAGACUGAACUCUCUGAAUUGCUCUCUUUCUUGUGUACCGUUACGGCUUUCAGGUAACUGCUCGCUGUGCAAGGUACGGGUCAUUGCAUCAGUGGCCUUUUAUUCCAGAUCUGCUUCAGGUUUUAUUUUCUUUUUAUUUUCCAGCAUUUAGUGUUUAUAAUGUUGUUUGCACACAGAUGGAUGCUGUUUUUUUUCUUAAAUUAUUAUUAUUAUUAUUGAAGGCGUUUAAGAUGUUUAUGCCAGAUGCAGUGUUGUGAAUCUAAUGCCUCUUACAGACACACAAAAACAAUUAUUUAUUUAUUUAUUCCUGUCAGAGGUGAAGCGUGUUCCGCCGGGGGUUCGGUCUCUCUCACAGUGUUUAUUGGUAGCUCACAAGCUGUAAAUGAGCAGUGUCACUCACCUGGGCGCAGGUAGCACUGACAGCUCUCAUGGCUGCUGUUGGGUCGGACUCACGUUUGCUCUGAAACUACUGACGUUUCUUCACUGCUGAUCUCCAGAAACAUUCAGCCGACAGCUGCGAUUCUGUCACGAUCCCACCUGCUCGACACAGGGAACAGCAGAUCUUCGGAAGGUCAGUAAAGGUGCACUUUGAGGAGAGGAAGGGUGGAGUAUUCAGGGAUGUCUGGGUAGCGCAUCAUUAAAAAAAAACUCUAAUGUAGUUCACACAGGGCUAAAUAUAUGACCAUCAUUAUGAAAGUACCAACAUCAGCAGUGUCAUCAUCAUACAAUGUUAUUGAUAUUAUCAUUAUUAUUAUUAUUAUUAUUGUUAAGGAUAUUUUUCUGCUGCGUUUAACACCGUUUCCAUGCAGUUCGGCAGACACAGAGAACUACUUAUCGAUCUAUUAUGCAAAUAAGGUGUUGAAGCGUUAGCAUUGUGUUGGUAAUGUGUCGACGGGAUGGAGUGCGACCCCUAAACACAUGAGAAACCUGACCAAUCCACUUCCAGGCGUCUCUCUGUUUGUGCCACACUAGACCGGGUUAGAAGUUCUGUCACCGUUUUGCACACUACUUCAGACGAUACGAAUUUCUCUUUCCAUGUAUGAACAGAUAAUUGACUAUUUUUGUCUAGCUGACGCUUCACUUUCUAUAGAGCGUCCUGGCGUUUGGUUCCAGGCCUCGAACAUCGCGUUCGAUCUCAGUCUCCAGUCCUGUGCCAUUUUUUUUUUUGAUUGAUUGAUUGAUUGAUUGAGUUCCUGAAUGUUUACAGAAGGUCUCUGCUCUGAGGACGAUGCAAAGCUUGUGAAAAAACGUGACAAAUGUAGCCAGAACCCACCUGCUCUGUCCCAAAGCCGCCACCACACCCUCAUAUCUCCUACACACACAAUGUGUCAUUGUGAGGCUGCCCCAGGCAUAUUUCGAGGCCUUGGUUGUGUACGUGUGCGAGUUUCUCCGUGUUUAGCAUAUGCAGAGUGCGAGCGUGUUUGUGUGGUGUUCGUGUUAGUAUAUGCAGGAUGAGUGCGUGAGUGCAUGCGUAUGUGCUUGCAUACCACAAGAUAUGCAAAAACAAUGCAAUAACUGACUGUACAACAGUUUCCUUCAGAACUACAGCUGUACAAAAAUCUAAGAUACAGAGAGAUAUAUAUUCACUGUUGUGUAUUAAGUUACAGAACUUUAAAUUGAAGAAACCUGUCAUACUUGAAAUCGGGUGCAUUUGAGUAUUGAGUAUUUUGAAAUAAUCUUGUGCGGGUCAGUUUGGUUCGAUGUUUUUCUUCUGUUGGUUUCAAUGAUCUCUGCAUGAGGAUUCUUUUGGUGUGCCAAGCGUUUUGAGUAAUUAUUUUUUUGUUGUUUUCAUUUUGAAACAUUGAGGAAUCACUGAUGACGAGGAGCGAAGGUGUAAAUACAGACGGAGGAGAGAAGCGUCUCGUUGGUGUGAAAAUGA
Molecule: messenger RNA, 9168 nt
Organism: Sinocyclocheilus grahami
Lineage: Eukaryota; Metazoa; Chordata; Actinopteri; Cypriniformes; Cyprinidae
Gene: cacna1c
Product: calcium channel, voltage-dependent, L type, alpha 1C subunit
Exons: 48
Coding region: 87-6635 (2182 amino acids)
Biological process (GO): calcium ion import across plasma membrane
Cellular component (GO): voltage-gated calcium channel complex; membrane
Molecular function (GO): high voltage-gated calcium channel activity
Source: RefSeq, a predicted model, not a curated record